This is a messenger RNA of Prunus mume (Japanese apricot), 2040 nucleotides long. RefSeq names its product CBL-interacting protein kinase 9 (gene CIPK9). Gene Ontology annotation, biological process: signal transduction; protein phosphorylation. Gene Ontology annotation, molecular function: protein serine/threonine kinase activity; ATP binding. The record is from RefSeq and is a predicted model, not a curated record. Lineage: Eukaryota; Viridiplantae; Streptophyta; Magnoliopsida; Rosales; Rosaceae.
CAGAAACAUGUGGCUGAUUGGUGGAGUCAUGUGGUGGCUUUGCAUCAUCAUCAUCGUUAUCAUUCCCUCUGAUGGGCCCCACACGUUCUCAACACGAUAACGAAAACACCGUAAUCUCCCAAUUCCAUUUUCAUCUCUUCAUCAUAUGCUACUCUCUCUCUCUCUCUCUCGCGCGCGCGCGCUCUCUUUGCCACCCAAACCAGCCCAACCCAACCCAAACCCAGCAGACGCUGAAACAAACACCAGCUUAUACUAAGUAGACCCCUUAUCAUUGAAUACUCUGUCUCGGGACCGUGUGAUCUUGAUCGGACGGGGGAUGGAGAAGAUGAGUGCGGCGGCGAAGUCCCCGAGGAUGAGAACCAGGGUUGGGAAGUACGAGCUAGGAAAAACUCUGGGGGAGGGCACCUUUGCCAAGGUCAAGUUUGCUAAGAACAUGGAGACUGGAAAGUGCGUGGCCAUCAAAAUCGUAGACCGUGAGCAAGUCCUCAAGCACAAGAUGGUCGAACACAUAAAAAGAGAGAUAUCAACAAUGAAGCUGAUCAAACACCCUAAUGUUACACAAAUGUUUGAGGUCAUGGCAAGCAAAACUAGGAUCUACAUUGUUCUCGAGUUUAUUGAUGGGGGUGAGCUCUUUGACGAAAUAGCCAAAAAUGGGAGACUGAAAGAGGAUGAUGCCAGAAGAUACUUCCAGCAGCUCAUCAAUGCUGUCGAUUACUGCCAUAGCAGAGGCGUGUACCAUCGAGAUUUGAAGCCCGAAAAUCUUCUUCUAGAUUCGUGUGGCCGCCUUAAAAUUUCAGAUUUUGGACUGAGUACGUUCGAACAGCAAGUGCGGGAAGAUGGGCUGCUUCAUACUGCCUGUGGAACUCCAAAUUAUGUUGCUCCUGAGGUGCUCAAUAACAAAGGUUAUGAGGGUACAUCAUCUGAUAUUUGGUCUUGUGGGGUCAUUCUCUUUGUGCUUAUGGCUGGUUACCUGCCUUUUGAUGAACCAAAUCUUAUAGGGCUGUACAGAAAAAUCUGCAAAGCUGAAUUUUUAUGUCCAUCAUGGUUUUCAUCGGGUGCAAAGAAACUGAUACAGCGUAUACUUGAUCCAAACCCUGUUACACGGAUAACAAUUCCCGAGAUCUUAGAAAAUGAAUGGUUUAAGAAAGACUACAAGCCAGCACAGUUUCAAGAGGAAGAGGAUGUAAAUCUUGAUGAUGUAGAUGCUGUUUUCGACAACUCGAAGGAAAAAUUUGUAACAGAAAGGAAAGAGAAACCUGUAUCAAUGAAUGCUUUUGAGCUUAUUUCUAGGUCAAAGAGUUUCAAUCUGGAAAAUUUAUUUGAGAAGCAAACGGGUCAUGUGAAACGAGAAACCCGUUUUACUUCUCAACGCCCUGCAAAUGAAAUCAUGAAUAAAAUUGAGGAAGCUGCAAAGCCUUUGGGGUUUAAUGUUCACAAGAAAAACUACAAGAUGAAGUUGCAAGGUGACAAACACGGAAGGAAGGGCCACCUCUCUGUAGCCACUGAGGUGUUCGAAGUUGCACCUUCUGUGCACAUGGUAGAGCUUCGCAAAACUGGCGGCGACACACUAGAAUUUCACAAGUUCUACAAAAACUUCUCAUCAGGUUUACAAGAUAUAGUAUGGAAAACUGAAGAAACUACUGAAGGAUCAAGGAAAUAAAACUCUCCUUUCGGGUUCAUCUCUUCAUUGUUUCUUCUGAUCUGUUUGGCCUAUAGUACUUUUAGUUCUGAGCCCUAUACGAUGUACAGGGAACUGCAGUAAGGAGAUAUGAAGCCCUCAAAAUUGAGGUCUAGAUUCUUUUUCCUUUUAACUGCCUCUAUGAACUGAAAUCCGUCAACGUUUUUGAAGAAGCUGACUACAUUCAGUUCAUAAGGGUGAAGUGAGAAAACUCUUCAUUUGCUGCUGUAAUGGGAGGUUGAACAUUUUAAGAGACAAUCAUAUGACACUUUGAAGCCAAAACAAAAAAACAAAAAGAGUUGCAAUUUUUCCCUUGAAUAAAAAUAAUGUGAUUCUUAUGCCUUAACCGUUUCAUCAUUCCA